AAGUCCGAUAUUGAUCUUCUUGUUCUUUUAUCAUGAUUGCUCUCUCUCUCUCUCUCUCUCUCUCUUUUCUUGUUCUUCUUUUUGAUCUCUUUUACUAUGCUUUCUAUUCAGGUAUUUUUUUCUUUUAUUCAGUAUAGUCUAUUCAAAAAGAAAUAAAAAAAGAGAGAAAGAAAGGAGAUAAAGUAGUAACACAAGUUACACGAAUUGGAUGAAGCACUUUUUUUUUUUAUUAUAUAUAUAUAUUUUUAUUUUCGCCCCUUUUCCCUUCUCUUUUCUUAUUUUAAUACGCGCGCGUUUUUAUAAAUACCACAAAAAAUGCAGUCUAUUAAAUGUGUUGUUGUUGGUGAUGGUGCUGUUGGUAAAACUUGUUUAUUAAUUUCAUACACAACAAAUGCUUUCCCCGGUGAAUAUAUUCCUACAGUAUUUGACAACUAUUCUGCUAAUGUUAUGGUUGAUGGUAAACCCAUUAAUUUGGGUUUAUGGGAUACAGCAGGUCAAGAAGAUUAUGACCGUCUUCGUCCUCUUUCUUAUCCUCAAACGGACGUCUUUCUUAGUUGCUUUUCACUUGUAAGCCCUCCAUCAUUCGAAAAUGUCCGCACAAAGUGGUACCCUGAAAUCAGUCAUCAUGCACCUAAUAUUCCUAUUAUUUUGGUGGGUACCAAAUUGGAUUUACGUGAAGAUCGUGAUACAAUUGAGAGAUUGAAGCAAAAGCGUAUGGCACCUAUUUCUUACCCUCAAGGUGUGCAAAUGGCAAAAGAUAUUGGAGCUGUUAAAUACCUUGAAUGUUCUGCACUUACUCAAAAGGGUCUUAAAAACGUGUUUGAUGAAGCCAUUCGAGCUGUCUUGUCUCCUCCUGUGCGACCUAGAAAGAAGAAGGGUUGUUUGAUCUUGUAAUUUACUCUAUUUACUCUUUAUUUUUCUCUUUCUUUCUU
Molecule: messenger RNA, 932 nt
Organism: Gilbertella persicaria
Lineage: Eukaryota; Fungi; Mucoromycota; Mucoromycetes; Mucorales; Choanephoraceae
Product: rac protein
Exons: 4
Coding region: 316-894 (192 amino acids)
Biological process (GO): regulation of cell shape; actin filament organization; small GTPase-mediated signal transduction
Cellular component (GO): cytoskeleton; cell cortex; cytoplasmic vesicle
Molecular function (GO): protein kinase binding; GTPase activity; GTP binding
Source: RefSeq, a predicted model, not a curated record